Papilio xuthus (Asian swallowtail) is the source of this 1781-nucleotide messenger RNA. RefSeq names its product apyrase. The coding region runs from base 47 to 1669 and encodes 540 amino acids. The transcript is spliced from 11 exons. Gene Ontology annotation, biological process: AMP catabolic process. Gene Ontology annotation, cellular component: plasma membrane. The record is from RefSeq and is a predicted model, not a curated record. Gene Ontology annotation, molecular function: nucleotide binding; metal ion binding; 5'-nucleotidase activity. NCBI's taxonomy places the organism in Eukaryota, Metazoa, Arthropoda, Insecta, Lepidoptera, Papilionidae.
AUAAACUGUGUACUACAUAACACGCAUUGCAAAUGUGUUAGUAAAAAUGUCUAAAAUAUUUUUAAUUUUUUGUAUUUUCAGUGAAGUGUACACUCAAAAUGAGUACCCUUUAAAUAUUUUACAUUACAAUGAUUUUCAUGCUAGGUUUGUAGAAACGAGUCCAUCUGGAGGAGUUUGUAAUCCAACAGUAGCACCAUGCAUUGGAGGCUUUGCUCGCUUAGCAACUGUUGUAAGAGAGGCAAUGAUAAGGGAACCAAACUCCUUGCUUCUUAACGGAGGUGAUAGCUUCCAGGGAACGAUUUGGUAUAACUUAUUAAGAUGGAAUGUCACCCAAGAUUUUAUGAAUAUGUUACCACAUGAUGCUCAUGUUUUAGGAAAUCAUGAAUUCGACAACGGCAUUGACGGUGUAGUGCCCUAUUUAGAGCAUUUAGAUUCAAAAGUGGUAACAGCAAAUAUAAUUGAUGAUUUAGAGCCCUCUAUACAAGGCUUGUAUCAUCCUAGUAUAGUUGUAGAACGAGACGGACGAAGGAUAGGAAUAAUUGGUGUUAUUAUUUCUACAACCAAUGAACUGGCGUCUACUGGACAAUUGCAAUUUACAGAUGAAGUGGAAGCUGUAAAAGCAGAAGCAGAGAAGUUACAUCGUGAUGGAGUUAACAUUAUAAUAGUCUUAUCACAUUGUGGACUUGAUAUUGACAGAGACAUAGCACUUCAUGGCGGACCACAUAUAGAUAUAGUAGUAGGUGGUCAUAGCCACACUUUGCUAUAUAAUGGCGUGCCACCAGAAAGUUCCGGAUUUGUGGCCCAAGAACCAUAUCCUGUGGUAGUUGAACAACAGACAAGAAAGGUUUUAAUUGUCCAAGCUGCAGCACAUACACAAUAUUUAGGAGAAAUUAAGUUAUUUUUCGAUGACGAUGGAAAUUUAUUGAGAUGGGAAGGUAAUCCCCAUUUUAUUGGAAACGAAAUAGAUCAAGCUCCUGAUGUAUUGGCAAAGAUAAACACAUACCUACCCGAUAUAACACAGAGAGCUACUAAACAGAUAGGAACUUCUAUGGUCCAUAUGUCUUCUAGAUGUGCCUGCUCCGAAUGUAAUUUAGGAAGUUUUAUAUGUGACGCAUUUAUGGAUGCGGUUCUAGACAAAGCAGAAGGAAAUAAUUGGCAUUAUGCCGAUUUUUGUAUAAUUAACCAAGGCGGUAUACGAGUAGAUAUGGAACCUGGAUUGAUAACAUUUGAGACGGUGCUAUUAUCGACGCCAUUUGAGAACAACGUAGAGGUGUUCGAUCUUAGAGGCGACCAUAUAAUGGAAAUGUUAGAAUUUUCUGUAGCUAAUGUACCUUAUCCUGGUGCAAGAAUGUUACAAGUAUCUGGUAUCCAAACAGUUUUUGAUGGUUCAAGGCCACUUGGUUCUCGUGUUGUUAACGUGACUGUGAGAUGCAAAGAUUGUUCUGUUCCUCGAUAUGUACCCUUGAUAAAAGAUAAAUAUUAUAAAGUUGUGUCCCAAAAUUUUAUUGGUAAUGGAGGUGGGGGCUUUAAUAUGAUUUCGGAAAAUAGAAGAAACGUGGAAGUUGUUGGUGUGGAUUACGAUGUACUAAUGCGGUAUAUUGAGAAAGUCAGUCCAGUCUUCAUAGAUGUGGAUAGACGGAUACAAAUUGAACAACCAUGUGUAGUUUAAGAUUAAUAAAUUAAAAAAAAAAAACAAAAAGUUUAUUCCUCUGUAAAUUUAAUGUGAAUAAAACUGGCACAUUAAAAAGACAUUUGAAGGAAGUUUAAGAAUAAAAAUUCUC